AAAAUGUAUAUUCGGCUUCUUCCCGCCGGAUCGAAAAGUUGUCGCCGCCUUUCUUCUCUCUCCCCCCUUCACCCGACUCCGCCUCCGCCUCUCCCUCUCUCUGCCUCGUCCCCACCGGGCUCCGGCCAACACAUACAUAUACUCCGCCUCCGUCGACCUCCUCCUCUUUUUUCCGGCGAUUUCUCCCUCAAGGAGCUCGGGCAUACUCUGGGUUGGGCCCUUUCUCUGGUAUGCUUUGUCGGGGCACGAGGUCUCUCUCUAUUUGCAGCUCUCUCUUAGCCCCGAUUGGGUCUUCCCCGAGAUAGGCCUGGCCUGGCCCCAACAAGGCUCAAUCUUGCUUUGUCGUGAUCGGAUUUGGAGCCGGCAUCUUUAGAUUAGUCGGGAACAAAGGCCGAAGCGGUUGCUCUUCAUGGUGGACAAAGAGCAUCGUAAUUGAACAAUCUCGUAACUGAACUAUGGAGGAAGCAAGGGGCAAGACGGCAUCGGUUUCUUGCUCUAAAACUGCCGCUGGAUCGCAAUCCGCAUCGAGACCCAAAUGGUAUCCUCGACGGUCCAUAAUCAAGCCUCCAUCCACCUCUUCGAACAAAUCCGUGUUCUUGCAUAAAUGGUGGCUGGUGAAGGUGAAUGGCAAGGAUUUAGCUGUUGGAGGCUUCACCCAGAGAGAUCACAGGGUUAGCCUUUUCCGCUCUGCAGCAAUUGUAAAGAGGCAUGACCAUACAACUCUCGAGACAGCGGAUGGCAUGACAGUUAUGUUGAGCGGCCUAAUUGACCGACUUCAUGCAAACGAAAAUGGAUUCCCAGAUGAGGUGUGCCACAGAUUCAUGUUGGGAUUUCCCUUAGAUUGGGAAAAGUACUCGUGGGAAGAUUCGUCCAGGACUUUUACAUCCGGUGAACACAAAUUGCAUUCAGGCGACUUCCUGAGUAAUGUCUCAUCAGUUUCUCUAGAUGAUGUCCCUGUGGCGAGGAUCCGAGAUCUCAUGUUUGGUCUUGGAGACAGUGAUAAUGAUUUGUUGACGAAGAACAUUUGCAACGAUAUGCUGAAAAAGCUCGGGAAGACUCCUCACUCUGAGCGAGAAAAAGCACCAGCUAACCAUGCGAUGAGUCCGAAAGAGAAGAGAGAAAUCAAGAAAGGCGCCGCAGAUGAAACCGGAGCCAAGUGCAAAUCUCAUAGAGUUGAGCGGACAGGCAAGAAUGAGGAAGAGGUACCAGGCACAGAAAAUGAAGGAAAAGUGGCACCGAGAAAUGACAAAAGAUCCAAGGCAGCUGCUGCUAUCAUCCCGAGCAGACGUGUUUCUACAAGAAGCAUGACUAGAUCAAGGAGGGGGGAAUAAAGUGUUUCUACAAGAAGCAUGGCUAGAUCAAUGAGGGGGAAGGAAGAGGACGAGAGUGAUUUGUUCCAGUUGUUACCGGAUAACUUCCGUUUCUGAAGCUCAUCGGCUGGAGGUCAUGACUUAGGACUUCUGCCUUUGUGGUAAAUGGUAAUGAUAAUAAACUAGAGUCUGGAGUAAGAUUUCAAGUGCUUCUCCUUUGCCAGAAUGGCAUCGCACCAUGAGCAGUUCAGCCCAAGCGCCUACAAUUGCCAUCAUCUAAGAUCACUAAUCCAAUCUCGACUAGUUGAGAUCGGCUCUGGAUGUGUUUGGGACUGACCUUGGUGGCAUUCGUGCCAGUUACCCAUUUUGUGCUGAGCCCAGGUCAAUCGGCUGGAAACCUAGGUGAGAAGAUCCGCUCGGGUCCAACAGCCUCUGCCAAUCCCGGAUGUGGACUAGGUAGUUCCAAUGCAAGUCAUAUCCACCAAUGCAAGCCAAAUCUAACCUCCAUCAACUGGGAUUGGUCUCGUGCACAAUUAUAAAAGGCCAUAUGAGAAUUAAGAACUACCAAUAAGAACCUACCGGCCACUGAAGACCAUGCAAUAAGAGAUGUCAACGCUGAAGAGGGAUGUUGGCUUGGACUACUACUACAAAGCUGUGUACUCCUUGUUAUUUUGCAUUCUAAUUUUAUUAAGUCAUGUUAUCUUGAAUGAAGUCAGAAAAAAAAUGGUUAAUUUCUA
Messenger RNA from Punica granatum (pomegranate), 2047 nucleotides. NCBI's taxonomy places the organism in Eukaryota, Viridiplantae, Streptophyta, Magnoliopsida, Myrtales, Lythraceae. The record is from RefSeq and is a predicted model, not a curated record.